Monodelphis domestica (gray short-tailed opossum) is the source of this 2473-nucleotide messenger RNA. It is a transcript of the gene TAMALIN, whose product is annotated as trafficking regulator and scaffold protein tamalin. Gene Ontology annotation, molecular function: protein binding. The record is from RefSeq and is a predicted model, not a curated record. Gene Ontology annotation, biological process: signal transduction. Gene Ontology annotation, cellular component: plasma membrane. Lineage: Eukaryota; Metazoa; Chordata; Mammalia; Didelphimorphia; Didelphidae.
GGGCCCUCCUCGAGGGGCAGACUCCUCCAGCUCCCCAGACUUUGGUCGUCCCUCCCAGGAUGUGCCCCCUUCCCCGCGAACUCUCCCUUCUCUAGCCUCCCCCGGCCCUGUCGGGGAGCUUCUUCCUAUCCCUCACAUUUCCUCGCCCUCACGGCUUCCUACUUCUCCAUAGAGAUCCCAGCCUCCUCCCAAGAGCUGAGGCGUCCCAUCCCUCCAACCCAAGCUCGGCCCUUUCCCCUGCCAUCGCAGCUUUCGCUAGGAUGGGAAAGGUUUCCCCAGCAGAAGCCGGGUUGCCUAGUUUUCCCCACGAGUGGGCGGAGCCUAUAGCAUGAGGCAUGGCCUUUGCGAGGCUGUGGGCGGAGCUUCCCUCGUCGGCGGAAAGGAGGGAGGAGGGGCCUCUGCUCCGGGGGCGGGACCAUGGGGGUCGGUCAAGCUCCGCCCCCUCGUCGGCCCUAGCCGUUUAUAAACGGAGCCCACCCAGGCGUCCGGUCCCCCUCUCAACCCAGAGGAGAAGCGUCCGAAACAGGAGCGGAUAGAGGAGCGGCGCCUCCUGGAGGAUCGGCCUCAGAUCCAGGAGACCCCGAAGGCCGGCCGCAGCCAUGACCCUCCGCCACCUUAGAAAGCUGCAACAGAAAGAAGAAGCAGCGGCCGCGCCGGACUCUACGUCCGCUGCCCCGGAUCAGGGGGCGGCCCCGGCCCCGGCCCCAGCCCCGGCCCCGGUCGCCUCCGCAGGGGAGGAGCUGUACGCCGCGCUCGAGGACUACCACCCGGCGGAGCUGUACCGCGCUCUGGCCGUAUCUGGGGGAACCCUGCCCCGCCGCAAGGGCUCCGGUUUCCGAUGGAAAAGCCUCAACCAGAGUCCUGAGCAGCAACGGAAAGUGCUCACCUUGGAGAAGGAGGAAAACGAAACCUUUGGCUUUGAGAUCCAGACCUAUGGCCUCCACCAUCGGGAGAAGCAGAAAGUGGAGAUGGUCACCUUUGUGUGCCGAGUUCACGAGGCCAGCCCGGCCCAGCUGGCAGGACUCACCCCAGGAGACACUAUCGCCAGUGUGAACGGACUCAACGUGGAAGGGAUCCGGCACCGGGAGAUCGUGGACAUCAUCAAAGCCUCCGGCAACGUCCUCAGACUGGAGACAGUGUAUGGAACCUCCAUUCGGAAGGCGGAGUUAGAAGCCCGCUUGCAGUAUCUGAAGCAAACUCUAUACGAGAAAUGGGGGGAAUAUCGAUCGCUGAUGGUGCAAGAGCAGCGGCUAGUGCAUGGUAUCGUGGUGAAGGACCCCAGCAUUUACGACACCUUGGAGUCCGUCAGAUCCUGCCUGUACGGCGCGGGCCUCCUCCCCGGCUCCCUGCCCUUCGGCCCCCUGCUUUCGGCCCCCAGCAGCUCCCGCAGCAGUUCGGGUCGGGCACGCGAUGGCUCCGAUGACUCAGUGUACCACACGUGCUUCUUUGGCGGGGCGGAGCCCCUAGCCCUGUGCCCUCCGGCCUCCAGCCAGGCUCCACCCCCGCCGCCACCACCGGCCCCCCGGCCCCUGUUGAGUCGCAGCGCUAGCGUGAAGUGCCCGGGCCCCGGCGGGGGCGGGGGUGGCGGCUCCCUCGGCCAGAUGUGGACAGAGGCCCGGGAGCAGGGCUUGUGCGGCCCCGGGCUGCGCAAGACCAAGUACCAGAGCUUCCGGCGGCGGCUGCUCAAGUUCAUCCCCGGACUGAACCGCUCCCUGGAGGAGGAGGAGAGCCAGCUGUAGGGGGUGGGGAACGCGGGGGGAGGGGGGAGCCUGAAGUUAUUUAUUUAUUUAUUCAGUAGAGGAGAGUGCGGACUGAGGCAGGCGGGGCUGGACCUGACCCUCCCCCCACUCUCAGACCCUUUGGGGUGAGCAGCGGAGAGAGGCGCUUGGGUCCCAGCCUCGGGGCUCUCCUGACAGUCCCAGGAGGAGAGGAGCUGGGCGGUUGGCAGGCUAGGCUUGGCCUGGACGAUCUGUGUCUGGGGCUUCCUUGAGGGGGACAUAGUGCCUUGUGGGGUCGCCCUUCACCCUGGAUGGAGUUCCAAGAAUUUUGCCCCACGCGCUGUCCGCUCCCCCGAUGUACUGUGCCUCUCUCCUCCAUCCCAACUCCAGGGGGAGGGAGAGGGAGACCCCAAUUCUCCCCCUCCUCUCUGCUCCCUCCUGGGGCCAAGUGGGAAUGGGUCGAGUUUCCGUGGCUUCUGGGGCUGCUUCUAGGUCCUCCCCUUUCUCCUCUGCCCUUGGCCACUGGAGGGCUCGGGCCGUUCAUCGGUGAAGUCAGUUCACUUGUACUUGGCAAGGCAGUCCAGGGAGGACGACCCCGAGAGCCCGCCAGGAACUGGGAAGGAAAGAGGACUCUUCCCGGAGCUUUCUCAGCCCCACCUGAAGGACUAAAUGGGGGAGUGGGGUGUGGGGGAGACCAGGCUGUUUGAAUGUUUGCCAUAUCGUUGUUUCUGAAGGAUAAAGUAUGAACAAACUAA